UUAUUCUCAUUUAGUAAUUUUUUUUAUUUAUUUCUCACCUUAGCUUCAACACAUUAUAUAUUAUUAUACCCCCAUUCUUUCCUUUUGUUUAAAAAAAAAAAUGGAUGACAACAAGACUAAUAAACGUAAUAGCAUGUUAGCUUAUAUACCUAUUCAUCGUCGUAAUGAAGAAGAUGAUAAUAGACGUGCUACUACAAAUAAAUAUCGUUCAUCUAUGAAUCAAGAUGUUAUAUUACAACCUGAGGCAACUGUUUCCUCUGGUUCUACGAAACGUGCUUCCUUUAUACAUCGUCGUCCCAUGUCUUCAAAUAAUAGAUAUAAUCGUCAUAGUUUCUUUGGUGAUGAUGGAAACGAUUAUGAUAAGAAUACAACCUUUGAAGAUGGUAAUGAACAAGUAGAAGACUGGGAAAGUAUUCUUAAACAAUAUGACAGAUAUAGUAUGACUGAGGAUGAUAAAAGGAAAAGUAAAAGAGCCAGUCGUCUCUUUGAAUCCUUUCAAGAUUCACCAGUUGAAGUUCCUCCUGCUGAAGAGCCUACCGUUAUAUUGGAUUGUUAUGACUUUCCUCCUGCCUUCAAGACACAUCAUUUACAUGAUAUCUUUAGAAGCUAUGAAAGUAGUCGAGGAGGAUAUAAAAUUAAAUGGUUAUCUGAUACUCGUGCCUUGAUCAUCUUUGACCAUCCUGCCACAGCUAAAAAGGCUUAUAUUGAUAAUGUCACACAUGCUUUAGCUAAAAUACGUCCUUAUGAUGGCCCUACUGAUUUUUUAAAGGAGAAUAAUAUAAAUCAGCAGCAAAAGCCUACAAACAAUAAUAGACCUAUGUCGAUGGAUAUAAAAAGACAAUCAUUUAACAACAAUAGAACAUCCAAUAGGAAUUCAAUGAGAAUUGAUGAUGCCGCUGUUAUAACGAAUAAAAGAUUGAGUUCUGUAUUCAAUUAAAAACACGUAUAUAAAAUAAAAUAAUAAAAUAUGCAUAUUGAUGUUCUUUAUAAAAUAACGAAUGAUUUUAUUUGUCAAACUGAAUCAAGUUCAUUUGCUUGUAGGGAAAAGGAUGAUGCAUAUUAGUUACAUGGAAAACUAAAAGUACAAAUAGCUUAAAGAUUCAUAAUUGCAGUUCCAAGGUUAUAGAUUAAAUAGAAAAAAAUCUUUCCGUUGACAAGAAGUAACUUUCAUGCAAGCUUCGAAAAUUGUUAUUAGUAAUAGAGA
Messenger RNA from Cokeromyces recurvatus, 1204 nucleotides. RefSeq lists its product as uncharacterized. Gene Ontology annotation, molecular function: nucleic acid binding. The record is from RefSeq and is a predicted model, not a curated record. NCBI's taxonomy places the organism in Eukaryota, Fungi, Mucoromycota, Mucoromycetes, Mucorales, Mucoraceae. Bases 101 to 937 code for a protein of 278 amino acids. The transcript has 6 exons.